AUGUCGUCAACAGGUUCAGGUACAGCCGCGGGUAAAGAGCCUCGUAUGCGGCUCAGGGAUCUUUUGCCCAACUUACACCUCGGAUACUGGGAGCCUGGUCCCCUCAAUUCGAUCACUGACGUUCCCGGUGUGCUAGUCCAUACCCAGGAGAUCUUUGCCGAUGACGGUGCCGUGAAUACCGGCAUCACGAGUAUUCUACCCCGAAAGAAUUGGUUCUAUAAUGCUUGUCACGCCGGGAUAUUUAGCUUCAAUGGCUCUGGCGAGAUGACAGGUAGCCAUUGGAUCAACGAGACCGGCUUAUUGCAUUCUCCCAUUAUCAUCACGAAUUCAUUUGCCGUGGGCGCUGCUUACCAGGGAAUCUACGAAUAUACCAUCAAGUCUCAGGGUGUUGCUAAAGGGGAAGUCGAUUGGUUUCUGUUGCCCGUUGUCGCAGAAACCUUCGAUGGGUACUUGAAUGAUCUCACUCAAUUUGUGGUCAAGCCCGAGCACAUUAUUACAGGACUCGAGAGCGUUUCAAGCGACCGCGUAAGGGAAGGGAACGUCGGUGGUGGGACUGGAAUGAUAUGCCAUUACUUCAAGGGCGGGACAGGUAGCAGCAGUAGAAUUGUGGAAGGAUUUAAUAACAAAGGCCAACCGAAGACUUAUACCGUCGGCGUACUAGUACAGGCCAACUAUGGCCGCCCACAGCAUCUCCGGAUCUCGGGAGUGCCGGUGGGGAGGAUCCUGGCUCGGGAGGCCGACGAAGCUGCUGAGAGCAAUCCGGCGAUAAAAAUGGCACGGCAAGCGCUUGAAAAGGAGAAAAAUAGGAAAGAUGGAAGCAUUAUUGUUAUAAUCGCAACAGAUGCGCCCCUCCACCCUGCUCAGCUGCAAAGGGUUGCCAAGAGAGCAACGGUGGGAUUGUCGAAGGUUGGUGGUUAUGGCCACAACCCAUCCGGUGACGUGUUCUUGGCCUUCUCGACCGGAAAUGAGAUUCCAGUUCAGUCCAUCUCGAUGGAACGGAAAGCAGUUGAUCCGUUUAAACCGACACCUGUUACAAUUGAUGUGAUAGAUGAUUCUUCGAUUAACGGGAUUUUUGAAGCCGUUGCGGACGCUACCGAAGAGGCGAUAUACAAUAGUUUAUGUAUGGCCGAAACGAUGGUGGGAAAUAAGGGGCACACGAUCGAGGCGCUUCCUCUUCAAAAGGUGAAGGAUAUUAUGGAGAGAUUAGGUUAG
This is a messenger RNA of Daldinia caldariorum, 1212 nucleotides long. RefSeq names its product DmpA/ArgJ-like protein. The transcript has 2 exons. The coding region runs from base 1 to 1212 and encodes 403 amino acids. The record is from RefSeq and is a predicted model, not a curated record. NCBI's taxonomy places the organism in Eukaryota, Fungi, Ascomycota, Sordariomycetes, Xylariales, Hypoxylaceae. Gene Ontology annotation, molecular function: aminopeptidase activity.